This is a messenger RNA of Hordeum vulgare subsp. vulgare (domesticated barley), 1130 nucleotides long. RefSeq lists its product as uncharacterized. The transcript has a single exon. The record is from RefSeq and is a predicted model, not a curated record. Lineage: Eukaryota; Viridiplantae; Streptophyta; Magnoliopsida; Poales; Poaceae. Gene Ontology annotation, biological process: root development; shoot system development. The coding region runs from base 62 to 766 and encodes 234 amino acids.
GAAGCUCUUCUUUCUUCUCCUCCUCUCUUCAACCGCUAUACGAAAAAAAGCUUCAAGAUACAUGGCUUUCCACCUCAGAUCGAUAAGUCUCCCUUCUAGGCCUCAGGCCACCGAGAUUGAAGUCAAAGAAGAGCUGCUGAGCCUAGAAGCAAGCAUCUCUUCCUCUAAUUCCAUCAGCACGGUGUGCGAUGGUCUCAGGAGUCUUGCAAACAUCUACGAUGGUAUUGAAGAGAUCAUUUGCCUACCAAGCCACCAAGCUUGCUCUUCCCAGCAGAGGGUGAUGUUGGAUGGAGAACUGGAAGCUUCUCUCGAGCUCCUAGAUCUCUGCGGCGCCAUGCAAGAGUUCUUCGUCGAGAUGAAGGCCAUCAUCCAAGAGCUACAAGUGGCUCUAAGGAAAGGGGAUGAUGCAGCUGCUCAAACCAAGAUCCAAUCUUACACCCGUUUGGCGAAGAAGGCCAGGAACCAUUUCAGGAAGGCCACGAAGAAGGCUCCUACAGAUUGCAGGAUAGUCAUGCUAUUGGCCAAGGCCAGGGAGGUCUCUACCUCUCUCCUGGAUUCCGCACUCCAUCUGGUGUCGAAGCAAAUCGAAAUGCCUAAACAGUCUCUUGUUUCCAAGGCAUUUCACAAGAAGAAGGCGGUUGUUUGUAAGGAGGAACAAUUGUCGGAAUUAGAGGGCAGUAUCGGGGAUCUUGAGAGUGGAGCAGGACAUAUGUUCAGGAAAUUAGUCCAGAGCAGAGUUUCUCUACUCAACAUCCUUAGCUUGUAGAUACUGCCAAGUCAUCCUUGGCGCCCUCCGAUCGGCAUCCGCCUUUUAUGGAAUAGCUGAUCUCAUACAACUAUGCUGUAUAAAUGUACAUGAUACUACAGAAAUAGAAAGUGAAACCAAAGUUUUGAUCCAUUUGACCAUUUCAUCCUUGAAGACGUGUUCGUGAUCCCGGUAUAGUUUAUUUUGAUUCCCAUGGUUAGUGCAUCUUGUUCCUGAUGCCUGAAACAUGCCAGAUUAAAGUCACAAAGUCCCAAUCGAUCAAUUUUAUUAUCCAGAUUCUCCACCAGCACCACAUGGCUGUGCACUACUCUGGCACUACAAUUGAAUAUAUUUCUUUUUUAUACAACGAAGUUCAAAUCAGUGU